Haliotis rufescens (red abalone) is the source of this 1595-nucleotide messenger RNA. RefSeq names its product actin-like protein 6A. Gene Ontology annotation, cellular component: NuA4 histone acetyltransferase complex; SWI/SNF complex. The record is from RefSeq and is a predicted model, not a curated record. NCBI's taxonomy places the organism in Eukaryota, Metazoa, Mollusca, Gastropoda, Lepetellida, Haliotidae. Gene Ontology annotation, biological process: nervous system development; regulation of transcription by RNA polymerase II. Gene Ontology annotation, molecular function: chromatin binding. The coding region runs from base 120 to 1487 and encodes 455 amino acids. The transcript has 15 exons.
GGAUAACUCGACUGCGUAUUUUAGAAGACCGGAAGUUUAUUAUUCAAAGCCAGGCACACGCGAGCACACUAUAUUAUUAUUUAUCUCAAAGAAGUUGAAGCGGCAUCCGGAUCUUUGAUAUGAGUGGCGGAGUGUACGGAGGAGAUGAGGUGGGAGCUUUGGUGUUUGAUGUCGGAUCCUAUUCUAUACGUGCCGGCUUUGCUGGUGAAGACACACCAAAGGCGGAGAUCCCGAGCCAUGUUGGCCUCAUUGAGGAAGUGGAGGCUGUGGCUUCAAUGGAGACAGAAGAUUCCAAGCCCAGCAUUGCUGAUAAGAAACAUUACAUAGACACAGUCAACCUUAAGGUGGCCCGCAAGGGCAUGGACAUGGUCAGCUUCCUGAAAGAUGGAAUGAUUGAUAAUUGGGACGUUUUUGAAAAAGUUGUUGACUACGCCUAUACAAAACACAUAAAGACCGAGUCCCACUACCAUCCAGUGAUGAUGUCUGAGCCAGCGUGGAACAGCAAGGCAAAGCGAGAAAAAUUGACAGAAUUGAUGUUUGAGAAGUACAACCUCCCUGCGUUUUUCCUGUGUAAAAAUUCAGUCUUAUCAGCUUUUGCCAAUGGUCGUUCAACUGCAUUAAUUCUGGACAGUGGUGCCACACACACAUCGGCAGUUCCAGUGUACGAUGGAUAUGUUCUGCAGCAUGGUAUAGUAAAGUCCCCCUUAGCAGGAGACUUCAUCACAAUAGAAUGCAAGAAACUAAUGGAAGAACUAGACAUUGAAGUUGUGCCGCCUUAUAUGAUCAAGUCUAAGGAAGAAGUGAAAGAGAUGAGUAAGGCUAACUGGCAGAAAAGGGAAGUGCCAAGUGUCACCAAGUCUUUUCACAACUACAUGGUCAAGGAUGUGUUCCAGGACUUUGCUGCAUCAGUUAUACAAGUGUCUGAUACACCCUAUGAUACCAGUACUGCAGAGAGCAUGCCAACAAUGCACUACGAGUUUCCUAAUGGCUACAACCAGGAUUUUGGAGCAGAGAGAUUCCGAGUGUGUGAAGGACUGUUCGACCCUUCAGUUAUAAAGAUGCCAUCAUUUGGCCAUUACGUUUAUCUACGUUGCCCAGCUACAUCUAUGGGGAAGAAGUCACAAGACACUUCCCUCUCAAAAGAUGUCCCGGGGAAUACUAUGCUUGGUGUUGGUCAUGUGGUCACCACUAGCGUUGGCAUGUGUGACAUCGACAUCAGGCCGAGUCUGUACAGCAGUGUGAUAGUUGUGGGAGGUAACACCCUGGUCGGAGGUUUCACAGACAGGCUCAACAGGGACCUCAGCUCCAAGACACCACCAAGCAUGCGUCUGAAGAUCAUUGCUGCAUCCAGUUCAUCAGAGAGGAGGUUUAGCAGUUGGAUUGGAGGAUCAAUAUUAGCAUCUCUGGGCUCCUUCCAGCAGAUGUGGAUCUCCAAGCAAGAGUAUGAUGAAGGGGGCAAAGGUUGUGUGGAGCGGAAAUGUCCCUAGCUAUAACCACAAGAACUGAAGAAACUGAACCAUAACACAUCAUGUUAUAAGCCACUGUCAUCAAGUAUUGUAUCAUUACUCAUUGAAUAAACACAAUAGCUCAUCAAA